AAUUUGGAAGGAUGCCACUGGAUGAAUCCCCCUCUCACUAACUGUGCACAGAUUGCUCACUGUAAGGACAGUCACGAUUCUUUUCGGCACCAAGAGUUUUUCAAGGGGAACUUCCUUGAUAUGUUAGUUCCUGGUUGUCUCUUGCUCAUAGGAAAUUACACACACUAUGAUGUAUAAUUCACACACAGGUCUCGGCUAGGCAUGAAGCGCAGAGAGUAAGUGAGUGCGAAACUGAGAGGGAGAGAGAGUUAUAUGUAUUUUUUUAAUCAUUGGUUAUCUGCCAUUGCCGAAUGACAGAAGUGCCUGAGCAGUCAUGAAAGGCAUACAGAAGUUACCAGAGCAGCAUCAACUGAGCAGCCUAUUCCCUAUCGUAGACCACUGGAACCCCUUCGGUAGCUACGAUGGUAGGCAGGUGAAGGGUUUUGAUCCCCGCACUUCCUUCACGACCGCGUCCUCGCCCACGAACACCACCACCCCCACAGCCAAGCCUACCGCUGCCCAUCCCACCAGCAGCAUGAAACCCACAGACCUGUUCAGGGAUCAGGUUAAUGCUCUAUGGUCCUGCUUCAAGGACUGGAAUGAAUGCGAGCAGACCCUGGUCCUCUACUCCUUGCUCAAAGGGGUCUCUGGAACCCAGGCCAAGUUCCUGUCCCUGGUGCUAGAUCAGGCACUUGCAGAGUCGGACCUUCAACAUGUAGAUAGAGAAGCAAAUGAUCCUGAUUUUGUACGAGGUUUGAACCUUGAGAGCAAAGAGGAAGCCAUGGCUCAGGUUCUUUCCCACCUACCACUCCUCCAACCCAGCAGUACGGAGGCCAAGGCAGAGUACCUCAAGCUCAUCCCAGAGAUCCUGAGCUACAUGCAGGACAAAGGCAUCCUCCUAGAGGAAGCACACCAACUCUUCACAUACCUAGUCAUACACCCUGCUCUCAGCUGCGAGGAACAACUCCCAAGGAGCAAAUAUUUCAACCAGUUUGACGAUCACCAGUCCUUCUCCCCAUCAUCGUGCUACUCCAGUCAGCUGGGCUCAGACCAGCUGGUGUCGCCGUUCCUGAAACCAUCCCCCUACGCCUCCCAGGUGGGGUCGGAGGGGUCCUCAACGGGGCUCCUGAGAACGGGGAUGUGUGGUGAUUGGUAUCAAGGGAGUGGUGGAGGUGAUGGGGGUGGUGGAGGAGGAGGAGGAGGAGGGGGACUCCUGGUGGGGUCAAACUCCUUUCAUCAACCUCUCACAACAACCAUGUCUGCACCACCAGCUGUCAAUGUAACAGGGCCUUCAUCAGAUGAUUGCCUUCUUGGCAAAGGAAAGAGGAAUAGCUUCUUAGAAGAAAAGAGUGGAAUGAAAGAUGUACCAACAUGGCUGAAAAGCUUGAGAUUACACAAGUAUACCAGUCUGUUUGAAAGUAUAGACUAUAAUGAAAUGAUGGCACUUUCUGAAAGGCAGCUGGAAGAAAUGGAUGUGACGAAAGGAGCGAGGAAUAAGAUCAUGCUCAGUAUACACAAGUUGAAAGAGAGGCAACCCAUUCUCAGAAAUCUAGAAAAGGACAUCAUGUCAACGGGUAGCUCCAAGAACCUGAGGAACGCUCUCAACGACAUCAAGAACAUCAUCAACACACCGAUGCAUGCCUUUAACCCCAAAGAGUACCGAAGCAGCAGCAGCAAGUCUGAGGACAUCGGUACCAACCCUGCCGGUGUGGUGGGGGACAUGAGGCCAGAGAGUGGGACGGACUCGGAACAAGGCUCCAUGCCGGUCCAAGAAGGAGACUUGCCAGGACAGAUCACAAGGUUCAUGGGCAAAAUGUGCACUCAGCUGCUGAUGACGCCGAGACCUCAUGAAGAAACGAUAACGCAGUACUUGCAGCUCCUAGACAAGUGCUAUAACCAUGAGGCAUUCACAUCGGCACAGAAGAGCAAGCUAUUGUCAUGGAGAAAGAACUGCCAGAAAUUCAGUCCAAACCCAUACGCCAGAAAAUUAUCUAUCGAUAGCAAGCAGACCAGAGGAUGGAGUCAUUAUUCAGGAGCAUUCAACGAGCACGUCGGGGGUAGCACGGGUGUGUCUGUAGGGGGUAGAAGACCAGUCAGUCGACAACCCUUUGGGGGUCUGUCACAACCACAUCUCAACCCGCUACUAUCUAUGAGUAGCCUCGGAAGCCCCAGCCAGGCAUACAGACAAUCACCGGGUAGUAACAUGUUAUUUCACAGACAGUCUCUUGGUGGCAACCCCCACUCCCUGGUGCAGAGGACCAAGUCCGCCCCUAACCAUCGACGAUCAUCGCAACCAGCCCCGCCCACCUACUCACCCCAGCACCCGCCCCUAACCAGGGCAGAGACGCCUCUUCACUCCCUCGGAGAGCCAGACAUCACAGAUAGAUUAGAGAUGCUCUGUAGGAGUGUCACGGAGCAUGCGUUAGGAGAUGAAGCUGAUCACAAUGGGGAAAUGGCUGGACAUUGACAUGCCUACCCUUUCACCAAGGAACUGACAAAGAGCGGGAUAAUGGGGAUAGAACUACAAAUAAAGACUGCAUCAGGAGUUGGAUUCCUCCCAGUUGCCCUCCGGCUAUCAGAACCCAAGGUGGCUUCAAUACAAACCACCUCUCCAUGUCUGCCGGUCACGGAAUAUGGGCAUCAAGGGCUUUUCAUGAUGACACCAAGAAGCGGUCUAAAACUCUGCACCAUGAAGACAAUGUUGGGCAUUGGCUGGCAAGACAUCUAGGACCCGUUUCACAAAGCCUUUUUUUAAUGAAAAAUUACAAAAAUCUGUGACAAAUCUGCUGAUAACCAAUCCGAAGCAAGGAUUUCAGUAGCUUAUAACAUUUGUCACUGAUGACAAGUUUUGUGAAACACCACCCUGAUAUUUUUAGAUAGGAGAGUAGUUUCUUUGAGCAAGAGGUCUCAGAAGACUUUAUAUUUUUGGUGGCAGUAUUAACUUUGUUUGGAAAUAAGCAGCUGUGUGAGAUAUGUGCAUGGAAGAGUAUAUAGACUGUAGGGUGAUUAUUUGUAGGCCAUCUUUGGUUCCUCCUAGGCGAGAUUUAACGUGUCAAAGAAACUCAGGGGGUAGUUUCAGUGGAGAAUGUGACUAUCCUGAGUGAGAGGUUUGCAACAUUUUGUGUUCACAAGGCUGUAAAAGUCACCCUCUCAAUCCUUGGUAUGAUAUAACUGUUACCAGCUGAUCAAAAUGGUUGGCUUUGAUAGAAAAGGACCGGACACUUUAGAGAUGUUGUGCUACCUGUUGGUGAUAUUAUGAGAAAUUUUCAACUAGGUAACAGCAUCUUAGUAUUUUGUAAUAUUGUGUAGGAGAUAUUAAACAUGCCUCAGAAUAUAGAAAAUCAUUUUCUAACCAAUUAAUAUCUCAGAAUUAGCACACUUAUCGUCCACUCAUUGCCAGCACAGUUUGAUAAAAUUUUCAAUCAUAAAUCCUAGACCAAAAUAGAUUGCUCAACUCUAGCGUUACAUUGCACCCACAUGCAACUGGAUUAUGACAAAGUCAUGCACCCAGCACAAGACAAUACACGUUGGUGAACGUGCAGUAUACAGAUUACACAGUCGACUCAUUCGGUGUAUACUGUGUAGGCAAAUGUCCUUAUCAUUCAUAAGUCACUGAGCUCAGCAGUGACUGAAGAAAGAGGACCCUUGCUACUCAUCAGGGCACUGCACUUCGGUCUUAAAUCUCACAAUAAACGCACCAACAUGCAAUAGUGCAUAGAUGCUUAUUUUCAAUUCAGCACAAUUCUACCCCCUUGGGAUUUGACUAGGUGGUGCUAUGUAAAGAUCAGGGUAAUCUAUCACUGUUUAUGAUUUAAAAAAAAAGGAUUCUGACUUUGUGACGAAAUUAGUGUGCUUACCGGUAUGUGCAUUUACCAGUAAUUACUGUCUAGGAAUCCAACUCCUUAUUUAGGUCUAGAACGUCGUAUCUUGAAUUCAGACAUGCAUUUUUACUUUGUUAUCUAAUCUUGAUAAAUACACUGGGGUAUAGUGUGUUUGUUUGUUUAAUUUUUCUUUGUGUGGCAGCUAGAAUUUCUAGCAACAAUAAGUUGACCUGGUUAAAGUUUUUGUGGCCCUAACUUUUGACAAAUAGAAAAAUGACUCAGUAUAUUCUAGAACUAGAAUAGUAUUUACCUGUUGUAUAGAUAUAAAGUGAAUUACUAUGUUUUCCCCUUGAGUAGAAUACAGUGAUAUUCAUUCAAGAUGUCUUUUUUUCUUCUUCUUCUUCUAUUUUAUGAAUCAAAAAUUUAAAGGUAUGGGAAAAUGAUGUUUGUAGAGAAGCCGGUUAUUCUCAGUUUAUUUUUUUUUAUUUUUGGAUAAGAACAAGACAAAGAGGUAUUCCAUUUGAAAUGUGUGAUUUCAAAUAAAUGUGUAAAUAUAUAUAUCUAUAUAAGAUGCUGUCAUUAGUAUCAAAUUUAUUGUCUACUUUUUUUAUAAUAUGUUUUUUGCCAGUGCAUGAUGUGAACAUGAGUUUCAUUGCAUGUAGUGGUGAAUGGACACUUGUUCAAAGAAGAAAACAAAAUGCAUAGGUAGUGCAUUCAAUUUUCCUUGUGGCUAUUUAUUUCCCAAUUGUUUGUUCAGUCACUUACGGUUAAGAGUACCAAGAUGUUAAUAUUUGUAUUUAUUCUUAUAAAAUAAGCGAAUCCAUUUAUUAUAGAUAUAUGGCAGCAUGUAAUGUGUCUCUUUAUUGAAACGUUGAAAGAAAUGACUUGUUUCAAAAUUGGAAACUGCAUGAAGCUAAGAAGUGUGUAGAAGAAAUGUCAUGGCCAUGCAGUCUACUCUAGUAACUUUGGAACCCAGCAAAAGGUUACUGGAAACCCUUACAAAUUUAGAAGUUAACAAUUUUGAAGCUGAAUGCAUUACCAUUUUUUUUUUCUUUUCAUAUAUAUGAAUAUAUAUAUAUAUAUAUAUAUAUAUCCUUUAAACCACAAACUGUUUUAUUUUUAUUUUUCACAUGCUGCACAUGGAAAUUUCCAUUCAUAUUUUGAGUACCGUUACUUUUGGUUCAUCAUAGACUAUGAUUUGUAUUUGUAAUUGGGAAAGAAAAGAAUCAAUCAGUAUUUUGUCAUAUUAAAGAAAAAAUAUGAAACCAGUCUACAAGCAAUGGAAAGUGAGCCAUCAGAUAGACCACAUACACAAUAUUUAGAAUAGUCUGUCUGAGAUGUAUGGAAUACCUUUCAUUGAUUAUUUUCAUAAAUCUAGCGCUAAAUUUGACAUGCAAAUGUAUUUUUACAGAGAUAAAGGUUUGUACAUUACCAUUUGAUCUGUAUUUGACAAUUUGAAAAUGAUGUUUAUUGAUAUUGAAUCUCAAAACCAAUGAAAAAUACUUAAAAUGGUGUGUGGUCAAAGGUGAUGAUAUAUUCUAUAUUUCUUUUGAAAAGAGUGCUAUUUUGGAGAGAAAAAUUGUUUAAGUAUUGAUAUGAUAUAUAUAUAAAACAUAAAAUGUGUAUAAAAAAUGCAUGUAUAUGUAGAGCAUAUGCUUACAGAAAAUGCUGGAAAAACCCAAACUGGUUUGAGUUGCAUUUUUUUAAAAUUGACGAUAGAGUACGAUUUAUGUGAAUUUCUUGAAGAAAUUGUGUUCAGUCGUGUAGCAGGAAUUUCACCAGCUGACAAAAGCACUUUGUGAGAUCAGAUUACAGAUGUUUUGCUACAAGAUUUUAUCCUGAAAUUAUAUUUUUUUUCUGUGAAAUCAUUGUCUAAACCGAACUAUGGCAUUCUUUUUCUUGUAUACAAUCUGCUGGUUACAGCUAUGCUUGAGGCAUAUGCUGUCAGAAGAUGCCAUAUUCAACACAAUGCAUUUUUAAAAGCUGUUUGACACAGCAGAUGGACUCCUCGAAACUCAAGCUGGUAGAAAAAAAAAUAGAUAGAAUUUUUUUUGUGGAAUAUGUGAUCAUUGUGAUUUUGUCACUUUUUUCUCCACCUGAGUAAUGUUGAACAUUAUCUGGAUAUUUUUCUUGUUUUCAAAGGAGGGGUAAAAAUAAGACAAUAGAAACCCUUCAAUUUGGACACCAAAAAGUGAAAAUUAAAGUAAGGAACGUCCAACAAGAUAGAAACUAGAUAUUGAAAAAAAGCAAGUAUCUGUUACUGUUUAUUUUCUUACAAUAAAUGAUGUGAGUCAUUGAAACCUAUUCUUAUAUUUUGGGGAAAAUGAUAAAAAAGUAUUGCUUUGGGUCUUGAAAAAGAUUAAUCAAACUAUCUUGCUAGCAGAGAAUUAGUUACAAUGAUGAGAAGCAUUUGAAUAAAACCACCUAAACCUUCUUCCACUCCCAUUAGAUGUUGAAAGACACAUGACAUUAGAAUGAUUCACACCUUAAAAUGCUGUGUCAAAACACAUGAAUAUUUUCUUCUUGCAAAUCCGCGAUGAUGAAGAAUUAUUCAAUCAAUAUUAUUCAUGUCUGCAAUAGGAAGGUAUGUUGGUGGUUUUCAUGUAACCAUUGGUUCAAAGUUCUCAGUCAUAUGAUGUGUUGUUAAAGGAAGACUAAUUCUUAUAGCUAUGUAAACAAUACAAAUUCACCCAGUGGCAGUCCUGUCUCUUAGUUUUAUUGGUGCCGACCAAAAAAUGCAUUUUCCAUUAAACUUAUCAGGAAUAUAUCACUCUAUAACUACAUUCAUAUAAUUUCGAUAUUCUCUGUUUGGACAGAAUUCAAUCUAUUUGAGUAGUGGUACACAUGAUUACAAUUUUGCAUUAGUUAGCAAAGAAAAAGUAGCUUGGGCAGAAAAAUUAUUUAAAUGUAAGAACGAUUUAAAAUCAACAAGGCAGUGCCCAAAUGAAAUAUUUAGAAAGUAAUAUCAAAAUAUAUCAAUGAUGAUAUUGCAUUAAAGAUCACCGUUAUCUAUUAUUGAGAUUAUUUUAAACAUCUUAUUCGAAACAAAUUCCCGUCCAUAUCUAAUUUUGAUGUACAUGUAUUCUAUAUGCUAUUUCCUACAAUGACCUUCAGUUACAUUAUAUUCUGGCUGUAAACAAAAGAUAAUUCUCCCACUGUAAUGCUAUGUUCACUUCUUUAUAUUCUAAUCCUGAUUAAAGAAUUAAAAAAGGUUUUAUUCAAAUUCCCCGUAUUU
Molecule: messenger RNA, 7035 nt
Organism: Strongylocentrotus purpuratus (purple sea urchin)
Lineage: Eukaryota; Metazoa; Echinodermata; Echinoidea; Camarodonta; Strongylocentrotidae
Product: protein Smaug homolog 1
Exons: 11
Coding region: 314-2446 (710 amino acids)
Biological process (GO): negative regulation of translation; regulation of mRNA stability; nuclear-transcribed mRNA poly(A) tail shortening
Cellular component (GO): P-body
Molecular function (GO): protein binding; mRNA binding; translation repressor activity
Source: RefSeq, a predicted model, not a curated record